AACUACAGCAUUUUGCAAAACACUACAUCUAACAUCGCCAUGGAUAGUAAAACAAUCCCUGUGUUCCUCCAAAUCCCCGGCGAAAUCCGCAACCGAAUCUACACCUUCGUCCUCCAACGCGCAUCCAUCAAAAUCCGGCCCCCAAUCGGCGACGAAUCCAACCUCCGCGCCGUCUCCCCUCGCAAAGACACAACGGAUGUCUCAGCGAACGUGCAGAGCAACUACCUCAGCAUCCUCCUAACCAACCGCCAAAUCCACACCGAAGCACACCGUCUCCCGUUCUCGCUAAACGUCCUCGACAUCGCAUCCAGUCCCAUCCCAGCGCUGACGUCGUUGUUUUCGCUCGAGCAGCGCAGAGCGGUAGUAUCGCUGUCUCUCGAAGUGUCGUUGAAAUCCACAAAAGUUGAUGUUUACCCUGAUACGGCAACGCGGUAUGAGCGCUCGUGUCCUUCAGCGGAGAUAUCGUCCGCGCACGAUCUGCAUCCCAACACCAUUCCCUUCGCUGUAUACGAAGCAGCGCGGCAAUGCAGCGCCGCGUUCCCAAACGUGCGGACAUUGUUUGUGAAGAGGGUGGUUGUGGUCGAUGAAAUGCAUACUGAUCUUCGCAUCCGCACUGCGCUGGCGCCUGGGAUUGAUAUUUGUUCUGUGGCUGGGUGGGAGGAAGACGUGAAGCGUUGUCAAGAGAGGGUAGUCACGUGGAUGGAUGAGAAGCUGUUUAAGGAUGAGAGGUUUGAGAUUGUGUGGGUGGAACCGAGUGUUGAGAAGGCGGAUUUGAUGAAUUUCGACUUCGAUGCGUUUUUGGUUCCGUGA
Messenger RNA from Periconia digitata, 810 nucleotides. Lineage: Eukaryota; Fungi; Ascomycota; Dothideomycetes; Pleosporales; Periconiaceae. The record is from the annotation of a GenBank genome assembly.